AAACAAACACAUGAAUAUCAUAUUUUCUUUUUUAAAUUUGGUUAACUCAUAAAAAAAGUUGUAAGUUCUUUGAACGAGAUCAGAAAUGGGACGUUAGCCAUCUGCUUCGUAGUUCGUACUGCUCUAACUAACGAUGCAUUUUUUGAAACUGUAAGAAUUGGACCUGCUUCGCCACCACACCAAUGAACCGUCCUCUGAAAAGCUUUUUUCAGUUAUCUAGUGGCAUUCCCAUAUGCUUGAUUUGCCAUUUCUGUGUCUGAAUAGCAGAAAUAUCGGCAAUCUGAGAUGCCUUCAUCUCCCAAAUACUUCACAGCCCGCCCAUUCACCCACUCAUAUUCUCGCAGAUCCACGACCCUCAUCCUGAUCUUCUUGAUCGGCCUCGCCGGGUUUUUGAUUGCGCUAAUCGCUAUUUCGAGACAAGGAUUCGGGUACAGAUGUGAAUCCAAAGAGCCCAGAUCAGUUUCGGUUGUCUGGGAUAGAAGCAGCGGGAUGCCGAGCAGUGGCGGUGUUGAUGGAGAGCGAAAGAGACACAAAGUAAUGGGCUUUGUCGGGGUCCAAACUGGGUUCACAUCCGCAGCUCGCCGGCGGGCCCUCCGGCAGACUUGGUUUCCCUCAGAUCACCAAGGGCUUCAAAAGCUGGAAGAGUCUACUGGUUUGGCUUUUAGGUUUAUUAUUGGUAGAACUAGCGAUAAAUCAAAGAUGUCAGAGCUUAGACGGGAGGUUUCACAGUAUGAUGAUUUUGUGCUGUUAGACAUUGAAGAAGAGUACAGUAAGCUCCCAUACAAAACUUUAGCUUUUUUCAAAGCUGCAUACGCGCUUUAUGAUUCAGAGUUUUAUGUCAAAGCUGAUGAUGACAUAUACUUACGACCAGAUCGCCUGUCUUUACUAUUGGCCAAAGAACGUUCUCACUCGCAAACAUACCUUGGGUGCAUGAAAAAGGGCCCAGUUUUCACUGAUCCUAACCUCAAAUGGUAUGAGCCAUUAUCGAAAUUGCUUGGAAAGGAAUACUUUUUACAUGCUUAUGGUCCUCUUUAUGCUCUUUCUGUUGAUGUUGUUUCUAGCCUAGUUGCACUUAGGAACAACAGUUUCCGAAUGUUCAGCAAUGAAGAUGUUACCAUUGGCUCUUGGAUGCUUGCAAUGAAUGUCAACCAUGAGCAUGAUCAACAGCUAUGCCAAACCCAGUGUACCGCCACAUCUAUUGCUGUAUGGGAUAUUCCCAAGUGUUCAGGACUGUGUAACCCUGAGAAGAAGAUGCUGGAACUCCAUGCAAAAGACAUAUGUUCAAAGAGCCCUACUUUACCUACCGAUGAAGAUGAUUAAUAACUCCAUCUUGUGCCAAUACACGAUAAGAUUGAAUGCAGAUUGGUAACCACAACUUCAUUUUGUAUCGAUCCUUUUUACCUUUACUGUUAUGUUCA
Molecule: messenger RNA, 1418 nt
Organism: Cuscuta epithymum
Lineage: Eukaryota; Viridiplantae; Streptophyta; Magnoliopsida; Solanales; Convolvulaceae
Source: the annotation of a GenBank genome assembly